GCGAGUGGCUGGGCCGGGGUGGUCAGGACCAGGUAGGGCCGGCGGGCGUGCCUGUGACGUGCUCUGGCGCCUGUGACAUCACAGGGGACGAGUCCCCACGGGGCGGUUAUCAGGGGCGCCAGCAGCAGCGCUGCCCCAGUCCGGCCUGGGCCAGCGGUGAGUGCGCAGGCGGGGGGAGGCCGGGCUGGACGGGGCCGGGGCAGAAACGCGGCCCCCGGGGGUGGGUUCUCACCCUGCAUGGAGGGCCCGGCCGCUCGCGGGAGCACCUUGGCCAGGGCACGGAGCCGCCGCCGCUGGGGCCGGGGCAGCCCUUGCUGCCUCCCAGCUGCCUCGGCCCCGCUCCUAACCUGCCCCCAGCUCCCUGUGGCCCCCAGCCCCGCUCCCCAGCCACCAGCCCCCUCCCUCUCGCACAGCCCCACUGAGCCCCUUCUCUCCCUUCUCGUGCAGGCCAUGGCUCUCUUGGACGUUGCCUUCGGACUUUGGCAAAUUCUUACGCUGAACGUGCAGCCGGUCGGCUAUGAGCCGGAUGAGGAGACGCGCGAGCGCAUGGAGCAGCGUGCGCAGAUGCUGAACCGGGAGAUGACUCGGCUGUGGCAGGAGGUAGAGCGGAUGAACCAGGAGCAGAGGAACCAGGAGCAGAGCGGCUUUGCUUGGGCAUCCCUGCUCCUCUCCGCCUUGCAGUGCUGGCAGUUCUGGGCCAUUGCUGCAGUCCUGGUCCUGCUCUUUGGGCUCUGCUGGUGGCUCAGGAAACGGAGCCAUGAGCCAGAGAGAGAAGAGGAGAGCUCCGGUAACAACGUGGAGGAGGAGAGACAUAGAGAAGAGAAUAACGAUGCAAAUGAAGCCGAAGAAAGAAGUGAUAAUGCAAAUGGAGCUGAAGAAGAGCAUGACGAUGCAAAUGGAGCUGAAGAAGAGAAUGAUGAUGCAAACGAAGCUGAAGAACAGAAUGAUGAUGCAAAUGAAGAUCAAGAAGAGAAUGAUGAUGACAAUGAAGAUGAAGAAGAGUAUGAUGAUGCAAAUGAAGGCGAAGAAGAAAAUGGUGAUGACGAUGAAGAUGAAGAAGAGUAUGAUGAUGCAAAUGAAGGCGAAGAAGAAAACGGUGAUGACGAUGAAGAUGAAGAAGAGCAUGAUGAUGCGAAUGAAGGCGAAGGAGAAAAUGGUGAUGACGAUGAAGAUGAAGAAGAGCAUGAUGAUGCAAAUGACCCGGGAGUGUUUUUUGCGGAGGGCAUACAGUGGCCAGUUCAGCACCUGGACAGAGAUUGCACGUCUGUGCUGAGCCUUGUGGAAAUCUUCAUCCUUGUCUACCAGCGUUUAUUCUCAAAUACUAGUUUUCCAGUGCUGGAAAAAGCUAUCGGGGUGGGCAGUGCCUUUGAAGGGUGGAGUCCCCGUGAGGAAGACAUCACCUACCGCCUGCUUUUGCCCUUGAAGCCCCCCCGUGGACACACCUUCCACCUGGAGCCGGGCCCCGUGUGGCCAAUGAGGAACUUCCGCGUCCGCGUGGAGUUGGUGUGCACCUGUGAGACGGAGCAGCCGGCAGGAGAGACACGUUUCUUCCUCCACGACCCCGAGCAAGAGCAGGGGAGGAAUGCAAGCUUCAGCACCCUAGACGACCUCUGCACUGACUCCUACCUAGAUGUGCAGAAAACUGCGCGCUAUUUCCAGAUGUUCGUGAGACGUUCCUGGAGGGCUCUGCCUCUUUCAGCCAUUCGCCGCCUAACAAUGCUGCCCUCCGACCGCUCCUGCAAAUUCUGUGUGACAAAUCGCCGGGGGAAAAGGCUUUCAAUUGAGUUGAUGUUCGGGGUGCAAGAAGGCGCCUCGGACAUCUUUGUGAGCAGCCAGUAUACAGAGGCUGCCUACACCCCUAGCACGAUGUGGCCAGAGACCUACGCUGUGGCAGAGAGGAAGUUCUUCAGUCAUAUCGCCAAACAUGCACAGCCUGACACCGGCUACCUCAGAUGCCUGCAGCUCUGUGUCGGCUGCCUGCUGGGCAGAGACUUUUCCACCUAUACAAUGAAGACAGUUGUGAUGCAUCUGCUGAGCGCCAUGCCGCUGUCAAACUGGCGCAGGGGGCAUUUCUGGGAAUGGCUGAACAGCAUCAUGCAGUACCUGCAGAGAUGUCUGAAGAAGAAACACCUGAACCACUUCUUCAUUGGCAAUGAGAACGUGCCUGAGGAGAUCAACUUGCCCCUGGAAUUGCAAUUGGCUCAACCAGUCAACCUCUUCCAGCACCUGACACAGAAUCCUGACGCCUUUCUGCACGCACAGCUUGAGUUUGAGGAGCUGCUAAAUCGGGUUCAUAUAAUGCUUCUCCGCGGACGCUGAAGGAGGUCUUCCCGCACAGAGCUGUGUUUGCGCAGGUCACAGCUGCUGGCAGACGACCGCGUCUUCCAGGAGGAAAAAAGAGAGGAGAAUGCAGGGCACGGAACGGAAAGGGAACACCCUGCGCAGCAGCCCUCCGCCAAAAGUGGCAGCGUUCCCCUCUCGAUGGUCUCCCCAGCGCAGCAGCCGGUGAGGACAAAGAGGAUUGUGACCCUGCUCUCCACUUUCACUGUCAGGGCCGUGGUGGCGAUUUCACAUUGGCCCAGAUACUCUUGCUGGGAGCUCCGGCGGGGCAGGGACCAAGCGACAGGCACCGCUCCAUGUGCCUCAGUGUGACCUCUGGGGCCUGGGGGACACUCUGCCCACCCCAGACACUCUCUUGGGAGCUGGUGCCACAGAACCGAGCGCGCUGGACACGAGGAACACGCUGAUCAGUCGGCAGCGGGAAACGUUCCUGCCCAGCAAAAGCACGCGCUGGGGAGUGGGACCCGAUGCAGCUGAAGAGGCCGUCGCGAGGAGGCUUGUGACAGGGACUCCGUUACCAACCGGACAUUGACUGCACCCCUGACGUUGACACAUUCCGUUUCUUCUGGGAGCUUUACCAUGUGCAAAGCUGCCAAUAAGUGUUGUGUUUGAAUAAACAUUGUGU
This is a messenger RNA of Columba livia (rock pigeon), 2965 nucleotides long. RefSeq names its product inositol 1,4,5-trisphosphate receptor-interacting protein-like 1. Lineage: Eukaryota; Metazoa; Chordata; Aves; Columbiformes; Columbidae. The record is from RefSeq and is a predicted model, not a curated record. The transcript has a single exon. The coding region runs from base 238 to 2319 and encodes 693 amino acids. Gene Ontology annotation, cellular component: membrane.